Messenger RNA from Oreochromis aureus, 2102 nucleotides. Its product is annotated as WD repeat-containing protein 19-like. The transcript is spliced from 9 exons. Gene Ontology annotation, biological process: cilium assembly; intraciliary retrograde transport. Gene Ontology annotation, cellular component: intraciliary transport particle A; cilium. Bases 1380 to 1778 code for a protein of 132 amino acids. The record is from RefSeq and is a predicted model, not a curated record. NCBI's taxonomy places the organism in Eukaryota, Metazoa, Chordata, Actinopteri, Cichliformes, Cichlidae.
CACCUGAACAGACCAGAAGAAGCUGUUCGCAUCGCCAGAGAGAUGCAGAGCAUCGAUGGAGCAAAGAUGGUUGCCAGGUGUCGUCGGGUAUGGAGGGCCACCCGGGCUGCGUUAUUAUGCACCAAGGACCGUAAUAAACGCAUUGCUGACCGCCAUCGGUCCUCCACCCCCGCCUGUGCUGUUGGACAAAAGGUAUGGCUUUCCACACGCUUCGUUCCCGUCAGGGCGGAAUCCAAGAAGCUCACUCCCACCUUUAUUGGCCCGUUCGAGAUCUCUGCUUUGGUUAACCCUGUGUCCGUAAAGCUCAAACUACCUCGCAACAUGAAAAUACACGACGUCUUCCAUGUGUCUCAGAUUAAACCUCUCCAGUCCAGCCCUCUGUGCCCUCCUUCCAGGCCCCCUCCUCCCCCCCGGCUCGUGGAUGGUCUGCCGGCCUACUCUAUCACCCGUAUCAUGGAUUCUCGGCGCCCGGGGCGUGGCUACCAGUACCUGGUGGAUUGGGAAGGCUACGGCUUGGAGGACCGGUCCUGGAUCCCUCGGGCGGCUGUCCUGGACAAGCGCAUGCUGCGGGAGUUCCAUCGCCUGCAUCCGGGUAAGCCUGGUGGGUCGCCGGGAGGCUCCCGUUGAGGGGGGGGUACUGUCAUGGUCCCUGUGCCUCACCAGCUGAUCCUGUAUUAGGCAACAUGUGUUUUGUUGUUUUUUUGCUCUCCCUCUCUCUCUCUCGCACCUGCCGGGGCGGUGCUCAUUAUGGGCUCCCGCCCCUGGCCCACACACCUGCCAUCUCCACACCUGCUGCCUAUCUGGGUGAUCGCAAGGCCUAUUUAAGACGGCAGCACUGUGUUACUCGUCGCUGGAUCGUUGAGCUAUCAGCAUCUACCCCGGACCUUUCCCUGCCUGCCUGUUACCGGGUGGACGAGUGAGUGGAUUUGUGUUACCCCGCUGUGGAGAGAGGAGAGAGAUUCGUUGGAGUGUGUCUGAUUUCAGUCCUUCCCCUCACAUGCCCCGGAGCCCUGGAUCCCCCUCCCCUCCCUCCAGCAAGUUGUACAUAGUAUCACCUGGUGUCGUUUGUGUUAAUAAACUGACUGUCUACUCUGCAAGGAUUCCCGGUCUGCGCCUGAGUCCAUUAACUAAAACCUGACAAUUUUGCUUCUUUCUCAGGACGAAGGUGGGAGAGCUGCUUCCAAACGUCUCUUCUCCCAAGAUUCACUUGCAGUAUGCAAAGGCCAAGGAGGCGGAUGGCAACUGUGCGCACAGAUACAAGGAUGCGGCACGAGCCUACGAGAGCGCGAAGGACUGAGACAAUGUGAUCCGCGUGCUGCUGGACCACCUGAACAGACCAGAAGAAGCUGUUCGCAUCGCCAGAGAGAUGCAGAGCAUCGAUGGAGCAAAGAUGGUUGCCAGGUGUCGUCGGGUAUGGAGGGCCACCCGGGCUGCGUUAUUACGCACCAAGGACCGUAAUAAACGCAUUGCUGACCGCCAUCGGUCCUCCACCCCCGCCUGUGCUGUUGGACAAAAGGUUCUUUCUGCGGUCUAACGACUAUGGCUCAGCCAUCCACUUCCUGGUUUUAUCCCAUUGCAACGACGAAGCCUUCCAGCUGGCGCAGCACCACGAACAGAUGGAGGUCUACGCAGACAUCAUCGGCUCUGAGGCGACACAGGAGAACUAUCAGUGUAUCGCUCUCUACUUUGAGGGAGAAAAGAAACACCUGCAGGCUGAAGUUCUUUCAAAAGUGUGGACAGUACAGCAGAGCGCUGAAGCGCUUCUUGUUGUACACUAACACCGAAGAAAACAUGGCGAUUGAGACGGGGCAGCGAGGGGUGGCAUCCCGAGUUGCAUCUUCCGAGAGGAAGAUCCCACUAAAGCUACAACUCAACCUACCGGAAAUAUGCCCCCAGGGAUUCCCGAGAGGGGGGGUGGAAGAGAAUCCCACCGGAUGGAUCAAAAAAAUAUGACACUUGGCAAUGGUAAUAUGACAACGACCGCGGAAUGCAUAUGCGUCAAGAUAUGCAAGAACCGACAUGGCCUGCGGAUCCACCAGGCCAAAAUGAAGUGUGAGGAGAAGGGGUUGGCAUCACAGUGCGCAGGAAGCACACCUGGUGAG